Messenger RNA from Ipomoea nil (Japanese morning glory), 655 nucleotides. RefSeq lists its product as uncharacterized. The coding region runs from base 62 to 541 and encodes 159 amino acids. The record is from RefSeq and is a predicted model, not a curated record. The transcript is spliced from 5 exons. NCBI's taxonomy places the organism in Eukaryota, Viridiplantae, Streptophyta, Magnoliopsida, Solanales, Convolvulaceae.
ACUGCAGGGGAGGGAGACCACUCCGGAACCGGCUGGUCAGUCCAGUGUAGCCACACCAACUAUGCAGGUACAUCUCCGUGCGCAGCUAAGGGGAAACAUAGUGGACUCGUCAGCCAAGUAUGUAGCCAUGGGAAGGAGGAUUGGGGCAGACCGCAAAGGCAAGAGCCCCCUUGGGCACGGGAGCGAACCUUUUCGCAUGUUUUUCAGCACCGCGUCAGGCAAUGAACAUCUGUUCCAACACGCCACCCGCAAAGCAAGAGAGAAAUUUAGGAGGCGGGGUGUGCCUUCCCGCAUGUUUGUCACGAUUGCCGUUACGAUGGGGACUGUGGGGAGUGUUUCUUCCAGCCGGAAUGAGAGGCUCGCGUGGUUCACACGGCGACUUGAUGCCGACGUGCAAGAUUCAAAACAUGUGGGGUUGGCCACUUUAGACAUGUAUAUAUUCCCAAUAAUGCACAGGGGCCGCUACUAUGUAAUGAGCAUCAGUUUCAAACAUUCUAGCUUCAACAUCAUUGAUAGCUCACCGGCACGAACGGGUACGUAGGGAUUAGUCAUGAUGCUCACUGGAAGACUUUUGGAUUGUGUAUAUAAAACCUUUAUAUAAGCACACAAAUGGUGCAGUCCGUUAGUUUGUGAUCAUUAUCAGCGACAUUAAUUU